CGGGGAGAUCGACACGGGGAGAGUGGCACGGGGAGAUCGACACGGGGAGAUCGACACGAGGAGAUCGACACGGGGAGAGCGACACGGGGAGAUCGACACGGGGAGAGCGACACGAGGAGAUCGACACGGGGAGAUCGACACGGGGAGAUCGACACGUGGAGAGCGACACGGGGAGAGCGACACGGGGAGAGCGACACGAGGAGAUCGACACGAGGAGAUCGACACGGGGAGAGUGACACGGGGAGAUCGACGCUAGGCACGUGGAGAUCGACGCCGGGCACGGGAACGCUUGCAAAGAGAUCAUGGGUGUGAUAGGUGUGCAGCUCGUGUUGAGCAUGGUGGUGGCAAGCCUCCUGCAAAAGUUCUCCCCCCACUUCUCAUUCGCCCGAUGGUUGCUCUGCAAUGGCAGCCUGGUGCGUUACCGACACCCUUCAGACGAGGAGCUGAUGAAUUUGGCCGGAAAGCAGGUGCCCAAGGGAAAGUUCAAGAAGGACAGGAAGGAGAAUGGGACUGCCGGGAAACCAGCAACGGUGCCCAAGGACAUUGAGCUGCAGCUGGAAACGAAACCCGUGUCUCCUAUGGACGCACUGGUGCUGCACUACUACUCCGAGUACCAGUGGCUGCUGGACUUCGCGGUGCACGCGACCCUUGUCUACGUGCUCACCGAGGCCUACUACACAGUCGCCGCACCGGCCGGCGAGCUCAACCUGGGCCUGGUCUGGUGUCUGCUCAGCCUCGCGUUCUGCCUGAAGGUGCUCUUCUCGCUGACGGGGCAGUACUUCGGGGCGGAGGGCGGUGGCGAGCGAUCGCUGUGCGUCACCUUCGGAUUCUUCUUCUUCGUCAAGGCCAUGGGCACGCUGAUCGUCAGCGAGCGCUUCCUGGAGUUUGGGCUGGACGAAGGUUUCACAAACUUCUCGGAAAAUGCCAUUGGAUUUCUGCAUCAGCAGGGCCUGGAGUCAGCUGGACCCAUUUCCAAGCUGACCUUCAAGGCGGUGCUGGCCGUGUUCUGCGCUGUGAUUGGAGCGUUUCUCACCUUCCCCGGACUCCGAUUGGCCAAGAUGCACCUGGACGCGCUCACCCUCUACGCCCAUAAGCCGUUCAUGCAGGCCAUGCUGCACCUGAACUUCCUGGCGCCGCUGCUGGUGGCAUUGCUGUGGGUGAAGCCCAUAGCGCGAGACUACCUCAUGAAUAUGCCCAUGGGCCGUGGACAGAGACUGCAUCUGUUGACGCCCGAGGGCUUUGACUCCGUGCGUCUCUGGGCCGUCGUGCUGCUGUGUGUCCUGCGGUUGCUGCUCACGCGGUCACACCUGCAGGCUUACCUUGACCUGGCGCGGGAGAGAGUGGACCGGAUGAAGCGCGAGGCUGGCCGCAUCGGGACGCGUGACCUGCAGAAGAUGGUGGCGCGCGUGUUCUACUACCUGUGCGUCAUAGCCCUGCAGUACCUGGCGCCACUCGUCCUCUUGCUGAAUCUUGUCUUUCUGCUCAAGACCCUUGGUGGUCACUCCUGGGUAAUUCUCCCGGAAUCCUUCACUGCUGCCAUCCCCGUGGGCCCCUCCUCCGUACCUGUGGCUGCACCGACCUCGCCGCCACCUCCCUUAUCGUCAUCGGCGGAGGCCCCGUCAUCGGAGGGCUUGGCGGACGAUGCCGGUGCGGCAGUCACCCAGGUGGCGGUGACGAUGCAGAGUUUGCGUGCCGUGUUCGCAGCUCCGCUCUACCGGGGCAUCCUCUCCUUCCUCACGUGGUGGACGUGCGCCUGCUGGUUCACCACCAGCCUCUUUGGACUCAUGUACCACCAGUAUCUGGUGACCGCGUGACCGGCCCCAACCGUUCCCCCCCUCCCACCCCCACACCUCCUCCAACCAUAUUUUGCCACCGCCGGGACGGUGGCGUCCGUAUCAGCGUGCACAGUCUCGACUGCCUCGACUGUCCGGACCGGCUGCCUGUGGUGGACAUCGAGCUCGUCGUUGUUGAAGUCUUCUGUCUGCUCGUAAUGUCUCAUUCUGCCGUUUGUCAGCUGUCGCAGAAGCCUUGCGUUGUUGUAAAAUGGGUCGGCCACAAUAUUAUCGCUCGGUUCUACGUGAUUUUAUUUUUCGUGUCGUCGCCCCUCCACCGCGGCUUGUUGCCCCCCCCCCCCCCCCUGUGUUUCCUGCUGAUGCUUAACACGUAACGGACUAAUGAAGAGCCAAGAUGGGAAUGUCACACGCGCGGUCCCCGUCGUGUGAUUUCAGACGCGCUUUAUCGCUCCGGAAAGCGUUCCGUAAGUGUGAACUGCAGCGGUGGUGGUGAAGAAGAUGGCAGCGAUAUGCCUGGUAUCGAUCGGCACAAGCGCGGCACUUGAAGAUGAACAUGCGCUUGUCGAUGCUGAGAACGAUGAUAACGCGUGUGCAGAUUUUUCAGAUUGCAAACGCGUGCGGUCAUGUAGCCCCCUCCCAUCAAUGAUCAUACGGACUCGAAACCUUGGACGUGCCAGACACUGCAGGUUUUACUGCCGCUAUUGGAUGAGAGGACGGAAGAACUGAUACACCGUUCCCAUUCUCCCGUAUAGUCCUCUCCUACACACAGUUGUCAAAUGUGGAAUGCUGUGAAUUUGGGGGAAAACGUGUUUUUGUUCAUUUCUGCAGCUGAAAUGGCAAGAUUUGAGUUGCAUAUUCACAGUGACAAACUUAAAGAAACAUCCCUCCUUUUGCGCGAGUACGUGUGUUUAUCAGUUCACGCCUAUACCCGAGUGUUUCACUUUCACGUGCAAGGCUGUGUUGCUAAAAUCAAUGGGGCAGUGGUGAUUAAUUUUUGUAUUUAUUCUUGCUUACAUUUCUGGUUUCACACUUUCAACCUUACUUUCGACUCGCGGUCUGAUACCUAGGCACGUUCUCUCUUCAUACGUUGCUUUGUUUCUGUGAACACACUUUUCAAUACUAUUGAUUUUGGACUUUAAGAAAACUAGAAAAAUUAUUUUGACAACACCACCUUCAUGCAUCUACACACUUCAGUGCUGCAUGUCUACCAAUAUUAAGCGUAACUCAAGAUGAGUCUUACAUUUCAACAGACAUUCUACUUGCCUGUGAACGCUGUAUCCACGAACAUUUUCACGUCAACCACUCGCUUGAUACAUUGGAUGAAGGAACUAUGCCCGUGUCUUUUGAUCGGCCGACCUGGAGAGUUCGUCAUGUGCCAGUGAGUGAGGACACUUAUAAGUUUUCCAUCCCUGCCCUGGUCUGAUGCAUGAGCGUGUGUUCCUUCUGAACUUUGAGUGCUCGCACUGUGUUCGUAAUUAAUGAAGCAAUAUCGAGUCUAUGCAUGGCCAGUGUUGUGUGCGUUUGAAUCAAGAUCAUUAUUUCAUUUGUUUUAUUGUCCUUUUUGCUAUCGCAGAGGUGAAGGUGUAUUCAAAGGACUUUGUACGAUCAGACACCGUCCUAUUCCACAAUAGUCAAGAGAUCAAUGUUACCAUGUGGAGCAGGCUUUGCACUCGUGGUGUAAACAUGUAUCAUUUAAUCGAUCAUUAUCGAUUCCUAACCUCAACACGUUGCAUUUUAUUGCGUGCGUACGAAUCUUACGUGUUUUUUUUGCUAUUUGUAUAUUGGCUUAUGGGGUUGACUGUCAUCCUCAUCGUCCACUCGAAGCACUGAAUUAGCCACAAUGUAAAAAAAGACUCCUCUUGAAUUGAAUCGCGGUGCAUGUUCAUCGACUCGCCAGGGUUGGGGGGUGAAUAAUUCCACCCCUCUUUUACUGUACACUAAUGUCUCGAUGUGACCGAGAGCAAGGAAGUUGUGUGCGAGGUGAGUUCCUGCGCUAAGAAAUCUAUUUUGCACGUUUGCUAAUGCUCGAAAAACCAUUCACUGUACCCGCGCGGGAGCCGUGGGGUUUGGGACGGCCACUUGUAAGAUUUCCCAACGCUGUGUGGGGAUUUUCGUGUGAUGGGUCGCACUUGAAUUGUGUCAGACACCACCCUGCGUCAAACACUUUCUGUUAAGGGUGGGGGGGGGACCCCGUCAAAGAAAGCAAAAAUGUUCGCAAACAUUCGGCGGAUCUUUCCAUCUCUCUCUCUCGAGUUGGUGGUCUCGACAAGGCUGAGAGCGUUGUACAACCAAAUUGUGGCGGUGACAUGGCAUGUACACAAGGCGUGAUUUGGAAGUCGUGCCUUUUUUCUGCGAUGUUUUGCGGGCAAGAUACACCUUUUGGCGUGGUGUCGACAUUUCCCCGCCUGUGUUCCCUCGGCGCGGUAACGUGGAAUGACGAUUUUUAGGUGGCGCCGUUAAAGAAUCGAAGGCGUUUGUCGGUGUUUGUGUUCGGCCGAAAUUGCUUGUGACUGAUUGAGCGAUUUCCACCAAUUUUGCACACUCGCGAAAACCGCACACUGCCAAUGGAUUGUACGAAUGGUGUGUCUUUGAAGAUGUCCACGAGCAUUUUUGUUUUAAGUGUGUGUGUCAAGUGACAUGAUGAUAAUUGAGUUUAGUUUAUUUGAUGUUCAUUUGCCUGCAUGGUUUUUAAAAUAUAUAUUUGUUUUUGAUUUC
Messenger RNA from Lethenteron reissneri (Far Eastern brook lamprey), 4508 nucleotides. Its product is annotated as transmembrane protein 161B-like. Lineage: Eukaryota; Metazoa; Chordata; Hyperoartia; Petromyzontiformes; Petromyzontidae. The record is from RefSeq and is a predicted model, not a curated record.